Prorocentrum cordatum is the source of this 820-nucleotide messenger RNA. NCBI's taxonomy places the organism in Eukaryota, Dinophyceae, Prorocentrales, Prorocentraceae. The record is from the annotation of a GenBank genome assembly.
AUGGCGGUGGGAUGGGCAUGCACUAUCAGCCUCAUUGUGUGUUCACUCGCCCUUGCGAUUAGCUUUUUGAGAACUGCCAUUUCGGAUGCCCACGCCCUUCUUUCAUCGUAUCCACAGCCGCUGACUUACGAAGAGUUAACAGCUCCCUUGGCAGAUGCAGCCCGGCAUUCUGUUGUUGUCCGGGAUGCGUCUACGCAGAAGGAGCGCACGGUCAGCGUGUUGGCAUCGCCAGCAGGGCAAUCUGGUCGAACACUAGUGUUAGUACACGCGUUUAAGAUGAGUGCCUUGACGUGGUCCCCGGUGUGGAACGAACUUCGCAAUCGUGGCCACCAGGUUCUUGCUCUUGACUUGGCAGGCCACGGACAAAGCAACUUGUCGAAGGAGGCGCUUGAGCUGGUUUCUUUAUCUUCUGAUAUUCGACACGUGCUGGACCAUUUUGACGUGCGCAAUGGUGGUAUAGUGGGGCACUCACUUGGAGGCUUCUUGGCCAUGAUGUAUUUGGUUGAGCACGCUUCGCAUGCAUUGCAACGGGUACCACUCGGAUUCGCAUGUCUAGCGUGCACGGGUGGACAUUUUGGGCACUUCAUCGGUGGAGCAGGUGGGAAUUGGCACGGAAAUCUUUUGAUGACCACGGGGAUCGAAGACGCCCACGGCGAAUCACCGCGGCCCCCUGCCUUUUUGGAAGCGCCUCUGUGGGCGACAGCUGGGCCAGAGCUUGGCCAAACUAUCGGGCCAGUUGUUCCCCGAGUCGGUUUGGAACGACUUCGGGGAACGCGUGGUGCAGCAAGAAGAGGAGGAGGAGGAGGAGGAGGAGGAGGAG